Molecule: messenger RNA, 898 nt
Organism: Polyodon spathula (Mississippi paddlefish)
Lineage: Eukaryota; Metazoa; Chordata; Actinopteri; Acipenseriformes; Polyodontidae
Gene: cdkn2d
Product: cyclin-dependent kinase inhibitor 2D (p19, inhibits CDK4)
Exons: 2
Coding region: 1-516 (171 amino acids)
Biological process (GO): negative regulation of cell population proliferation; regulation of cyclin-dependent protein serine/threonine kinase activity
Cellular component (GO): nucleus
Molecular function (GO): protein kinase binding; cyclin-dependent protein serine/threonine kinase inhibitor activity
Source: RefSeq, a predicted model, not a curated record
AUGGUGGUGGACCAGACAGAAGCCGGUAACCGCUUGACCUCAGCGGCAGCCGCCGGCGACCUAGCCGGGCUGAAAGCUCUGCUACGCGGGAGCGCAGUGCCCCCAGACACCGCCAAUCAAUUCGGGAAAACGGCGCUGCAGGUAAUGAUGUUUGGAAACAGCAGCGUGGCCGGCGAGCUUUUGAAACACGGCGCCAGCGUCAACGUGCAGGACGGGCUGGGUGUCACCCCGGCUCACGACGCGGCCAGGACCGGUUUCGUGGACACACUCCGGGUCCUGGUGGAGUACGGGGCCAGCGUUAACACCGCCGACAGCUUCGGCGCCCUCCCCGUUCACGUCGCAGUCAGCGAGGGCCACGUCGAGGUGGUUCGGUUCCUGGCGCCCAGAUCCGACCUGCGGCGACGCGACAAGAGCGGAGAAUCGGCUCUGGACCGGGCCAGGGUAUCGAACCAACCCGCUAUGGUGGAAAUCCUGGAACGGCAACUGGAAUCCGAGCAGAACUCGAACCGGCAGUGAUCAAACCGUCCCAUCAGCGUGUCACAAAACAGCGUCCCUGUGCCGUGUCAUGAAAACGCAAGUGCAAUUCAGCGCAGAGCCCGCUGGCUGCAUCCCGCCUGUCUGAAUCGCUCCCCGGGGCAGCCCUGCGUCAGAGCUGAGCCCGGUUCCGCGCUGGCAGGGGAGCUGCGGCUGGAGAAGGCGUUUCCAGGGGGUUGCUGUGUAUGUGCGCACGCUUUUCAAUGGGUUUGCAGAGUGCAGUGAAACGCGCAGCUCUGCGAUCCGCUCCCCUGCAGCUUGCACAGGGUUUCAGCCGCGUCCUGCUGGUCCCUUUGCAGGCUUUUUAAACUGUGCUUCCCGGCACUACACGGUGAUUCAGUGCUUAUUAUUAGUAUUAUUAUUA